Molecule: messenger RNA, 2458 nt
Organism: Myotis myotis
Lineage: Eukaryota; Metazoa; Chordata; Mammalia; Chiroptera; Vespertilionidae
Product: R3H domain-containing protein 2-like
Molecular function (GO): nucleic acid binding
Source: RefSeq, a predicted model, not a curated record
AAACAAAGAAAAGGUUCCAAGGAAGAUGCUGUCUAGAGACUCCAGCCAAGAAUAUACGGACUCCACUGGAAUAGACCUACAUGAAUUUCUUGUAAACACAGUGAAAAAGAACCCAAGGGACAGAAUGAUGCUGCUAAAAUUAGAACAGGAGAUUCUGGAAUUUAUUAAUGACAACAAUAUCCAGUUCAAGAAGUUCCCUCAGAUGACCUCAUAUCACCGGAUGCUAUUACACUGGGUAACUGCCUAUUUUGGGAUGGACCACAAUGUUGAUCAAACUGGAAAAGCUGUUAUCAUCAACAAAACCAGUAACACAAGAAUCCCUGAGCAGAGGUUCUCAGAACAUAUAAAGGAUGAGAAAAAUACAGAAUUUCAACAGAGAUUCAUUCUCAAGAGAGAUGAUGCCAGUAUGGACCGAGCUGAUAACCAGACUGGCCAGAACGGAUAUCUAAAUGACAUCAGGGGGAACCGUGAGGGGCUAAGCCGCACCUCGAGCAGCCGCCAGAGCAGCACAGACAGCGAACUCAAAUCCCUGGAGCCACGGCCUUGGAGCAGCACGGACGCUGAUGGCUCUGUUCGAAGCAUGCGGCCCCCUGUAACCAAAGCCAGCAGUUUCAGCGGAAUCUCUAUCCUCACCCGGGGUGACAGCAUUGGGAACAGUAAAGCUGGCAGUGCAGGAAGGAUCUCCAGGCCAGGUAUGGCUCUAGGUGCCCCAGAAGUGUGCAACCAAGUCACCUCAUCCCAGUCUGUCUGGAGCCUUCUCCCUUGUACUGCCCAGCAACAGCAGCAGCAGGAACUUCCUGCUCUUCCACCCAUGUCUCAGCAACAGCCACCCUUGAAUAAUCACAUGAUCUCACAGGCAGAUGACCUCAGCAACCCAUUUGGACAGAUGAGCCUUAACCGCCAAGGUUCUACUGAAGCAGCUGACCCAUCCGCAGCUCUGUUCCAGCCCCCACUUAUCUCCCAGCACCCUCAGCAGACUAGCUUCAUCAUGGCGUCCACAGGACAGCCCCUCCCCGCUUCCAACUAUUCCACCUAUAGCCAUGCAACACCUACUCAGCAAGUCCUGCCACCCCAGGGCUAUAUGCAGCCUCCUCAGCAAAUCCAGGUUUCUUACUAUCCCCCUGGACAGUAUCCUAACUCCAACCAGCAAUAUCGACCUCUCUCUCACCCGGUGGCCUACAGCCCCCAACGUGGUCAACAGUUGCCUCAGCUAUCCCCACAGCCUGGUUUACAGCCCAUGAUGCCUAACCAGCAGCAGGCGGCUUACCAAGGCAUGAUAGGGGUCCAGCAACCACAGAACCAGGGCCUGCUCAGCAACCAGAGGAGUGGCAUGGGAGGCCAGAUGCAAGGCCCGCUGGUUCAGUAUACUCCACUGCCUUCUUACCAAGUCCCAGUGGGUAACGACUCGCAAAAUGUGGUCCAGCCGCCUUUCCAGCAACCCAUGAUGGUCCCUGCAAGCCAAUCUGUGCAAGGGGGUCUCCCAGCAGGAGGGGUACCAGUGUACGACAGCAUGAUCCCUGCGGCUCAGCAGAACGGUACGAGCCCUUCUGUGGGAUUUCUGCAGCCUCCCAGCUCUGAGCAGUACCAGAUGCCUCAGUCUCCCUUUCCCUGCAGCCCACCACAGAUGCCACAGCAGUUCUCAGGAGUGUCACCUUCUGGACCAGGUGUGGUGGUCAUGCAGCUGAAUGUCCCUAAUGGACCCCCGUCUCCCCAGAACCCAUCCAUGGUCCAGUGGAGUCACUGUAAAUACUACAGCAUGGACCAGCGGGGGCAGAAACCUGGAGACCUGUACAACCCUGACAGUAGCCCGCAGGCCAACACACAAAUGAGUAGCAGCCCCGUCACAUCUCCUACCCAGUCUCCAGCACCCUCUCCUGUCACCAGCCUCAGCAGUAUCUGCACAGGACUCUGUCCCCUUCCCGUCCUUACACAGUUCCCCCGGCCUGGGGGUCCAGCACAGGGUGAUGGGCGCUACUCCCCCUUGGGCCAGCCAUCACAGUACAAUCUGUCCAUCUGCCGUCCUUUGCUCCAUGGCCAGUCGACUUACACAGUGCACCAGGGACAUGGAUUGAAGCAUGGAAAGCGGAGUAAGAGACAAGCACUCAAAUCUGCCUCCACUGGCCUGGGGAUGACAGAUGUCAUCCUGGGGCGGGUGCUGGAGGUGACAGACCUUCCUGAGGGCAUCACUCGUACGGAGGCGGACAAGCUCUUCACUCAGCUCGCCAUGUCCGGCGCCAAGAUCCAGUGGCUCAAGGAUGCUCAGGGGCUGCCUGCAGGGGGCGGGGGGGACAGUGGUAAGACUGCUGAGAAUGGUCGCCAUGCAGACCUUGCUGCCUUGUACACCAUCGUGGCUGUGUUUCCCAGCCCCCUGGCUGCCCAAAAUGCCUCCCUUCGCCUCAACAACUCCGUGAGUCGCUUCAAACUUCGAGUGGCCAAAAAGAACUAUGACCUGCCCUAA